CUUAGUGUACUGUAUCAACAAAUCGAUCGUUGAAGAUAUCUUCAUUCAAUUUACUUCAACUCUCUCCGAUGUCACGAUUUCGUGCCACUAAUCUCGUCGCCCUUCUCUUCCUGCACAUUGCCGCGCCAUCAGCUCAAACCAUUUUCACACAAUUCCCUACCGAUACCGUCUACAUUCCUCCUCCCGGCUACCCCGUCAAGACGGUCCGAUGUCGCACAAACGUUGAAGCCAAUAUUUCGUGGAUUCGUUCUCCGGGCGACAAGCGACUCGACGAGAAGCUUUUUAAUAUUGCGCGCGAGUCGGAGACGACGAGCGUCAUGAAUCUCGUCUACGAGCAAAUCACUGGGAAGGCGGAAGUGGCGGCGAAUCUCACGAAGCCGACGAAUUCGUUCUACUGCAAGGCGGGAACGGUCGACAGCAAGAGAUUCAAGUUUGCGUACGGAGCUAUACCUGCUCUUACAUCAAACCCGACGGACGUCGCAGUCAAUGAAGGCACGCCAGCUCGAUUCACGUGUACCUACGCCAUGAUUCAACCGCAUCCGAGCGAAAUCGUUUGGAAAAUCGUCGACCGUCGCGGCAACGUGAAGCUAGCGAACGAGACGAGCAUACCCGGUCGACUAGACAGCGGCUACGACAUUCCCGCCGUCAGCAAAUUUGACGCCGGCGACUACGCGUGCGCCGUAACCAACGAGUUCGACACGGUCUACUCGACACCGGCAACACUAGAAGUUCUCUACUUCGAAGAUGUUGCUAUUCGCGUUACACCGGCUCUCACGGUGCCCGAGAACACUGAGGUAACGUUGCAGUGCACAAUAGACGCGAAUCCGGCAGCAUCAGAUAUCCAGAUCCGUCGGAAUGAUGAAGUAGUCUACUCGUCACGUGACAGUAAUCGAAGCAGCAACGACCUGGGGAGAGUCACAGCAUCAGGACCAAAUCGUGUGUCGUACACGUUCAGCGCUAGCAGUAAUUGGAAGGGAAAACUCAGAUGCUAUGGGGUCAACACGGCAGGAAGCAAGCAGCAAUCGGUCGACUUCUUAGUGCAAACCAGUCCGGAUGCACCCACCCUUUGCGUCAACGGUACGAGCACAUCGACUGACUCGCUGACCUACGCGUUCCUUCUGGGAGACGACGGCGGUUCGGUUGUCACACGAGUGAGUAUCUCCUGUUACCGUGUGACGUCCGACGGCACGUUGGAUACGACAGUCAAGUAUAGGCACAGUUCGAGUGAUUUUGGAGAUGGAAAGGAAUGCGUUAGGAAAGAACUGGCGGGUCUGACUGCUGGUACGACGUAUGGGUGUCAACUGUUUGCGGCUAAUGAUGUUGGGCAUAGUGAAGGCAGCGCCAGAUUUGAUGGCACCACUCAGGCCACAGCACCAUCUCGACCCACUCUAGACAGCAACCCAGUGUCUGCAACCGAGACGACACUCGAGAUUCACUGGACAGUCGCUUACAACGGCGGAAAACCGAUCACCAGAUACAUAGUGAGAUGGACAGCAACAACAACAACAAACACGGUCAACCAGUGGGACUACACUCGUCACCUAGUCGACUCGCUGUCUCAACAAGAAGGAACAUACACACUUGACAAUCUAUCCAAAGGAACGCAAUACUCCGUACAAGUGCUAGCGAGCAAUGCAGUGGAUACAAGCACCUCCGCCAUACAAACCUACACCACACUAUGCAUUCCGGGUCCGAUUGAAAAAAUUUCACUAAACGACAGAGUCGAAUCCAUCGAAACGAGCAUCAAACUUGUGUUGACUAUACCGUCCAUCAGUCUGUGUGGUGCUAUCACCGAGUACGUGGUCACGGACGUGGUGAUCGGGAUGCGACUGAAUUCGUCGGUUGUUGCCACAAACGGUAGUGUGGUGACUCUGCUGUUGUCGGGCUUGACGGCCAAUAGGAGAUACUCGGUGCGAGUGGGGAUUGAAAACGAUCGGCGACUUGUGAGCAAACCGUCGGAAAACGUCACGUUUAUGACGUCAGAAUAUAUCUUGGGUACUCAGCGGGUUGUUGCUGAUGAUGAGGGGCUGGGGACGACGGAAAUCGCUGGAAUUAUUGUUGCUGUUGUUGUUGCUGUGACGAUUGGUAUUAGCAUUGUUGUUGUGUUGGUGAUCAGAAGUAGUAACGCUUCACCCAACGAAAUCCAAGGUCUAUCCUACAAAAUGCCCACAAUCAGCGGCUACGACGAGAACGACACCAAACCCCAUCCGGGCCCUAACAGUGGCAGCACCUACUCCUACUCACUAAGCGACACCGGAUUCCUCAACAAGGAUUUCUCAAUGAAACCGACGGUCGUCUACACAGAAGUCGAGCUGAAAGAAGAAGGAAAACGGCCAAUACGAAAUCCGUCGGAAAAGGUGGAGUACGCCACCAUUGAUCGAGAGGCGUCGCGCAAGAGACGCGAGAAGAGGGAGGCGGAAAUGAAAAAGUUUGGUGUGUUCGACGAGGUGGCGAUCAGCCAGGCAGAGGCGGCUCCGCCACUCGUUCCGCAGUAUGACGAAUACGGAUGCAAACUUUCUACUCUGGUGUAGCCCGGUCACGUGAUGCGAGAGAAUAGAUUUACUUACGUAGAAAUCGGAAAAAGUGUUAGUCAACAUUUAGUAACACUUAGCUGUUAGUGCACGGUAAGCAUAUCUAACUUUCCAUGGUUGGGAGGACAGAUUGCCAGUGGUAAAGAGAAAAUACAAACUUAUAUAUUUAUAUAUAUA
Messenger RNA from Corticium candelabrum, 2708 nucleotides. RefSeq names its product cell adhesion molecule DSCAM-like. The record is from RefSeq and is a predicted model, not a curated record. Lineage: Eukaryota; Metazoa; Porifera; Homoscleromorpha; Homosclerophorida; Plakinidae. Gene Ontology annotation, biological process: neuron migration; cell-cell adhesion; axon guidance. The transcript has 11 exons. Gene Ontology annotation, molecular function: protein binding. Gene Ontology annotation, cellular component: cell surface; axonal growth cone; plasma membrane. The coding region runs from base 69 to 2531 and encodes 820 amino acids.